AUGAUGACUUGCAGCAAGGACAAGAUGGGCUUCGAGGAAGUUCUGGCCGCCAUGGUUGAGUGCCUGUCAGACACCAAAGAUAGGGUGCGGGCGGCUGCACUGGAGGCGGCAAUUGUCGUCGAUUCCUGCGUUGGGCAGAACGAGUUCAAUCGCCUUCUGGCGUCGCUUCGUGUGUCGUCGGACGUCAGGAAGAUGAUAUCGGAGAGGAAGAGGAGCAAGAGGAGGCCUUUCAUCAACAGCGAAGGAUUCGUAGAAUUCCAGGCUUGCUCCGGCGGCGGCGAGCCUAUCGCAGAGACACCGUCUCGCCAAUGCAGCAUUUUCACGCAGGGCAAGAUCCCAUGGGAAGUGCCGGCGCCGCGUGGCGUCAGCAGGUGCGGGUCGUCGGGUUGCCUGGCGGCCAUCAAUGAAUCUCGAAAUCAUGAGGAGUCCCAGAUUCCAGCGUUCUACGGGGAAGCUCAUGGCAGAGGCGCAUGCGACGUGGCCGAAAAGAAUUCAAGCGGGAAGUCCAGCGGCAAGGAGGACCUGGUGGCCCGCCUGAACCGCAUGUUGCAAUGCGAAGACAGCCUCGACGCCCACACGCGACGCAGCACGAACGGGCGCGUCUACACCAAAGUCAAUCGGUGGUUGUGCCCCUCGGGCGAUCACCGGGAUGAUCCCGAAGCCGCACAUGGGCGCCUUCCGCUCGACGGAGCGCCGGGCGACAGAUACGCCUGCCGGCACGAAUCUGGCAGGCAGGGCGGGGGCCUGGAGCGGGAGGACUCCGCUGAGGGCCGCCUGGACACCUGGAGCCCCAGCAAGAACGAGCGGCUGGCCAUCCUGAAGCGCCGCCAGCAGGAGGCGCGCCGCGUGCACAGCGCCAACGCCGUGCUGCAGCGCCCGGGCCCCCGGGCCUGUGAUGCGCGGCCGUUCCACGGAUUCCGCCUGGCGCCCACGUCGUCCGACCCAUCCGCGAUCGAUGUCAGGGCCGGGCGCACAUCGACGGCAGCGGGGCUGCGCAGCGUGAGGUCGGAUGCGAUCCGGAAUCGUGAAUCGAUCGGCGAAGGGAUCAGCGCUAGGAGGCCGCUGGCUGUGGAUGUCGAUGGCGGUGGGAAGAUGUGGGAUGCAUCGGAUUCAGCUCAACUAGAGGGGUGUAACUUCGACAGGGGGGAGUCUCAGGGGAUUUGGGGCGGGGGCGCUGGGAGCUGCGUGUCGAGCCCGAUCACGCCCAGCCGCGGCAGCCUUCUGCGGGGGGUUGAGGAGCUCAGGGCGGAGGAUCUCACCCCUGUGAAGAAUCCUGAGGAGGCGAUGCGGGGAGUGAUUGCGCGGCUGCAGGCUGGCAACGCGGCCAAGAAAAAGGAGCUGGACUGGCGGGACCACUACGAUGCGCUAAACGAGGGCCGGAGGCUUGUCGCGCACCACCCCGAGGUGGUGAGGGGGGCUGCGCGGGAGUUCACGCUGGCGGCGCUGCCGGCGGUGGAGAUGCUGCGCAGCUCGACGGUGCGCAACGCGAUGGUGCUGUUUCAAGAGAUGGCGCCGUGCCUGGGCCGGGGGAUGGACAGAGUGGUGGACGAUGUGCUGCCGGUGCUGCUGAAGAAGGCCGGGGAGGCGGCCAACGCAGGCUCAGGUCGUGACACGUUCCUGGUGGCAGAGGCUGAUAAGGCAAUAUCCUUAUUGAUGGACAAUGUCUCCAAUUCCAGGGCCUUCUCCACCUUGCUUGCCAAUGCGAGCAACAAGUCAAUGGUUAUUCGUUCCAAGGUUGCGGCGUGCCUUGACGACGUGCUUGACGUGGAGAGUGGCAGGACAGGGCAAGCCCCAACCAUGGCGAUCCUGGAGCGUGUGUUUAAGACUGCAGUUGCCUUCACAGAGGAGGGGUCCCAGGAUACUCGAUCAUAUGGGAAGCGACUGAUAUGGCACGUGCGGCGGUGGGUGGGCAGCUCCGCCGGGUUUGAGAGGCUCGUUUCGCAGCUGGGAUCGGAAACAAAGCAGCGGAAGGUUCACGAGGUGCUGGAAGCCAGGAGCGUCCCUCCACUGCCG
This is a messenger RNA of Ostreobium quekettii, 2013 nucleotides long. Lineage: Eukaryota; Viridiplantae; Chlorophyta; Ulvophyceae; Bryopsidales; Ostreobiaceae. The record is from the annotation of a GenBank genome assembly.